AUGGAUGGACUAGAUGAUCGACCAGCAUCCGUAGCUGAAGUUGGUAAUUCAAAACGAAGCGGGAGUCCUAAAUAUAAUGAGCGUGCUAAGACCCCACGUCUGGAUCCAAAACUCGGAUCUCCGUUGCUGUUGUUGUCUCCAGAAGAGGGUGGUUUUCGUCUGUACAAGCCAGACGAAGAUAAGUUUUACGAGACGAAGAGUGACUUUUCAGGGUAUCGAUUCCUAGCAAGCUCGGGUAAGUGGUUCCUAGUGGUAGAUUCUAGAUGGGAUCUCUAUAUCAUAGAUGUGUUUAGCGAUGAGAGGAUCAGUCUUCCACCUCUAGAGUCAACCCAGGGUGGCCUUUAUAUGGUUGAGCGAGAAGGAUCUAAUGACUUCAAGGUUACGUUAAUUGGAGGCAGUCUGAAAGACGACAAGAAUGGUGACUUUGUUGUUGUCUGGCAAUUUGAGCAAGGCCAAUUUUUAGGGUUUUGCAAGAAAGGAGAUUUACAUUACCGUGAUAUUCCAAUACGUGUCGAUGUUCGGAGGGAGUUCCGAGGCCUACAAGAUGUGGUGCUCAAGGGUUACAAUCUUUACAUUCUGGUGAACCGUAGCUUCAUUCGACACAUUGAUUUGUCCGGACAAGAUGGUUUCAAGAAUGUGUCCGAAACCCCUAGGUUUCCAAUAUCGGUUUCAGCCUUUGGGCGUGAUUUAGGAAUAUCGGAAAUCAAAAAGGUCAUCUCUUUUAGCGAUAGCAUUGCUGUUACAACAUCAGGAGAUGUUUUGUUGGUCUUUACCACGGCUUUCGAGUCACUCGGUGAAAGGUCUAGGAUCUUCCACGUCUACAAGAGGGAUCCGGAAAAAGAGCUAAAAGGAAAUAUAUGUGGAACCAGUCUUGUUGAGGUGGAAUCUAUAGGUGACGAGGCCCUGUUUUUCGAUUUCGGUAUCACCGUGCCUGCUGACCAUACCCUUGGUAUUGAGCCUAAUUGCAUCUAUUUCACUCGUAAUGACCGUUUCGGUCACAAGGACGGUUCCAUUCCAUGCCUAGUCGACAUAUGUGUGUACAACAUUGCAACAAGGACCUUCAAACGCUUCCCUAGUCUGUCCAACUUAAAACUCAAGGAUGCUAUGUGGUUUCUCCCCUCUUGA
Messenger RNA from Arabidopsis thaliana (thale cress), 1125 nucleotides. RefSeq names its product F-box protein (DUF295). NCBI's taxonomy places the organism in Eukaryota, Viridiplantae, Streptophyta, Magnoliopsida, Brassicales, Brassicaceae. The record is from RefSeq and is marked reviewed. Bases 1 to 1125 code for a protein of 374 amino acids. The transcript has 2 exons.